Messenger RNA from Penicillium antarcticum, 825 nucleotides. Its product is annotated as alpha/beta hydrolase. The record is from RefSeq and is a predicted model, not a curated record. The transcript has 2 exons. Bases 1 to 825 code for a protein of 274 amino acids. Lineage: Eukaryota; Fungi; Ascomycota; Eurotiomycetes; Eurotiales; Aspergillaceae.
AUGACCUCUCAUCCCUUCGUCGUGGUGCUUAGCCAUGGCUCUUGUCAUACCCCUGCUCCAUACCAGCCCCUGGUGGAUGCUUUGACUGAGCGCGGCAUCGAAACGUAUUGUCCCCAGCGACCUACCUGUGAGCUCAGUCAACUGAAUGUCGGGAACGUCAACAAUCCCGAUUUCGAUCGCAAGGCUCCACCAGGGGGAUACCCCCUCCCCGCAGAUGAUGCCGCUGAAGUUGGAUGCCUGGUGGACAACUUGAUCACUGAUGGAAAAUCGGUUCUGCUCGCCGGACAUUCUUCCGGUGGUUGGGUGGCCGCCGAGGCUGCAACAUCUGCCCGACAGGCUUCUGUUCGAGUCAAGGAGGGCAAGACUGGCGGUAUCAUCGGGAUCUUCUUCAUUGGAGCAUUCAUCAUCCCCGAGGGUCAAUCGGUUCACAGCUUCUUUCAACCCGCUGAUGGCAAUUUCAUUGCACCGCCAUUCAUGCGAUUCCACAAACACGGUGUGGAUGGUCUGGGCACAAUGGUUGACCCUGAGAAAUUCCUCUUCAAUGAUCUCGACGAGGCGAUCGCUAAGAAGUGGGCGGCUACCUUGACUGCAGCCCCCAUCAUGAACAGUCCUCUGACUCAUAACCCCUACAUGACUGUGCCCUGUGCGUACCUGGUACUAGAAAAGGACUGCACUUUACCGAAGAAGUAUCAGGAAGGCAUGGCUGCAAACCAGGAGAAGCCAUUCACCAUGUACUAUGCGCCGUGUGGACACUCGCCGCAUCUCAGUUGGACGACCGGUCUUGUCGAGAAGAUUGAGAAGUUUGCUCAAAAGAUCUUAGAUUAA